Clonostachys rhizophaga is the source of this 801-nucleotide messenger RNA. NCBI's taxonomy places the organism in Eukaryota, Fungi, Ascomycota, Sordariomycetes, Hypocreales, Bionectriaceae. The record is from the annotation of a GenBank genome assembly.
AUGGCAUACUCAUCAGCACUCACAACAUAUAUUCAAAAUCCUAAGUUGCGGCUCCUCAACGCGCUGCGCACCAACUCAAGACCCGUAAUGACCUUUCUAGGUCUCCCAUCUGCACGCACAGCCCAGCUGGUUGCCUCUACUGGCCUCGAUGGGAUUAUCAUUGACUGCGAGCACGGGCAUAUUAGUGAUGACGCCAUGCACAAUUCAAUCAUGGCCAUCUCCUCAGCGGGUGUCUCACCUCUUAGGAUGACACACGCCGACCUCAUUAAACGUGCCCUGGACGCUGGAGCUCAUGGUAUUGUCGUUCCCAUGAUAAACACCGUCGACGACGCGCGAGCAGUUGUUGAGAAUGCCAAGUUCCCUCCUCAAGGCUUAAGGGGGCAGGGUUCCCAGUUCCCAGGUUUUGGGCUUGGGGUUGAUAUCCCGACAUAUAUCAAGACUGCCAACGAGACGCUUUUAACUUGUGUGCAAAUUGAGACAAAAUUAGGUGUAGAAAAUGUUGACGCAAUUUGUGCGGUUCCUGGUGUUGAUAUGCUAUUCAUUGGGCCAAAUGAUCUCGCCCUUUCCGUUUUGGGCUACGUACCAGCCAAAGGCGACGAGCCCGAGUUCGUCCAAGCGAUUGAUAAAAUCGUGUCCGCAGCAAGGAAGCAUGGCAAAUGGGUUGGCCGUUUAUCAAAUAACGGCAUUGCAGCAAGGAACCACCUAGAUGUAUUCGAUACUGUAGCUAUGAGUUAUGACGUCCGCGCGAUUGUAAAUUGGUACACAGAUGAGCUCCAGGUGGCACGCUCAUCACAACAAUGA